AUGGCUGGGAUCACCACCAGCUUCGCAUCGCAGCCCAUGCUGUCAUCCCGAACCACCACUUCCAUAACGACGCCGCCUCCGCUCUCACUCUCCUCCGCCGACUCCAAACACUUCGGCGGCCUCCUCCGUUUCAACAGCUCCUGUUUCAUAAAUUCCAGCUCUUUCAGCUCCCUCUCAUCCACCAGCAGCCGAAUCACCGCCCGUUUCGGCGGCGGGCCCCGAUACAACAAUUCCAGCAAUGACUCCCGGCGCUCACGGAAAGGCGACUCCUCCGACGAGGACGAGGCCCUCGAUAUCUCCAGUGUCAAGUCGAAUACUGUGCGGCUAAUCGACGCCAAGCAGAACAUGGUUGGAGUGGUGAGUAAAAGUGAGGCUAUUCGACUGGCUGACGAAGCUGAACUCGAUUUGGUAAUAUUAUCUGCAGAGGCCGAUCCUCCAGUUCUCAGGAUAAUGGAUUACAAUAAAUAUAGGUACGAACAGCAAAAGAAGAAAAGAGACCAGCAGAAGAAAAGUGCAGCGAGCCGCAUGGAUUUGAAGGAGCUCAAAAUGGGUUACAACAUUGACCAACAUGAUUACGCUGUGCGUUUGAGAGCUGCCCAGAAGUUUUUGAAAGAUGGUGAUAAGGUCAAGGUUAUAGUCAACUUGAAAGGCCGUGAAAAAUGGUUCCGUAAUAUUGCUGUUGAGCUUAUCCAAAAAUUCCAGAGUGAUGUCGGGGAGCUUGCAACAGAAGAAUCUAGACACUUCAGCGAAAAGAUGAUGACUAUGGUUUUAGUUCCCAACAAGGCUGUUCUGCAGAAACCUCAAGAACCACCAAAGAAAAAAGAAAGCCCGGCCGCGAAUGAAAUAUCAGCUAGUGUCUGAGUGGACUCCAAGUUUCAACCGCAGGUUUUAUAUAUAGCUGUUUUCUCGGUAGGAGGAAACGAAUAUGGCCAAAGGAAAGUGUAGGCGAUUGCAAUGCAUCAUCAAAUAGUCUUAAUCGAUUAUUUGGCCUGGUGCUGGGUGGUUGCUGUUGAAGCAGACGGAGUGGUCAAACCUGGGUACGCCUGCAUUAUUCAACGAAGAAAAGCGUCCAAAGCAUGUGCUCGGAAUUUGGAAUCGGGUCAUGUUCUGGUAAGCUGUAAUAUAUUUUGCUGGUCGAUUUUAUGUAGAAAAUUCGGGUAUUUUGCUGAUUUCUGUGUGUGUGAGAUGGGGAGGCUUCAACUCACCUACCUAACUGAUUCAAAAGUUGGCUUAGAACCCAAGUAUUCUCUUUGUCUCCCA
Pyrus x bretschneideri (Chinese white pear) is the source of this 1260-nucleotide messenger RNA. Its product is annotated as translation initiation factor IF3-2, chloroplastic. The record is from RefSeq and is a predicted model, not a curated record. The coding region runs from base 1 to 861 and encodes 286 amino acids. Gene Ontology annotation, biological process: translational initiation; ribosome disassembly. The transcript is spliced from 10 exons. Gene Ontology annotation, molecular function: ribosome binding; translation initiation factor activity. NCBI's taxonomy places the organism in Eukaryota, Viridiplantae, Streptophyta, Magnoliopsida, Rosales, Rosaceae.